This is a messenger RNA of Aspergillus ibericus CBS 121593, 1124 nucleotides long. RefSeq lists its product as uncharacterized. Lineage: Eukaryota; Fungi; Ascomycota; Eurotiomycetes; Eurotiales; Aspergillaceae. The transcript has 5 exons. The coding region runs from base 56 to 721 and encodes 221 amino acids. The record is from RefSeq and is a predicted model, not a curated record.
AGUCUAUCUUUGCAGUAUCAAUCGCAAUUGGCGUGUGUUGCAGUGGUAUCUCACCAUGCUGGGUCUGAGAUCAUUCAUCCGCCAGACUCCCAGGUGGACACAGUUCCGUGCUGUGUCGACGCUGGAGGGCCACUCUCACAUUUACGUCUUCCCCCAAAACGGAACCAACGUCCUCUCCCUCCUCCCAUCCGAACCCACCAACCCCGACCUCGCCCUCGGCGUCACCUCCAAACUCCCUCCCACGCCCGACUCCUUCCGAGAGAACUCCAAGUUCAUUAAAGUCCUCCAGGACGUGGUCACGGAGUAUGGAUACCAAGAUCCCGACGCGAUCUCCCAGGCCCAGGUGAUGGUCUCGACGGCGGGCGCGAAUCUGACCUCUGGAGGGGUGCUGAUGACGGGUGCGCGUGGAAGGAGACGUCGCGGCGAGGUGGGUGAUUCUAGUGGCGGAGCUAGCGGUCAAGGUGGUGCUGGCUCGGCUGGGAGAGGGGGCUGGAUUCAUCUUUCGGAUAGUAGACGGCCGCCCGAGUAUGGUCGGAUUGCUUGGCCGGAGGAUAUUUUCGGGAGCUUGGAAGUUGAUGGUAAUGGUCAGUUUGUGGGAGGUAAUGGCAAUUAUCAACCGAGUGGGACGUAUCGGAUUGUCACUCGGGAUGGAAUUUUUGGUUUGAGCCCGUUCCUGAGGGAAAAGUUGGUCAAGAAGCUGCGCGAGCAAGAGGCGCAAUAGGCUGCAACAGAAGCCUUGUACAAUAGCUCAGAUGUAUUAUUAACCUAGCUUUUGUGGAAUAGCUUUCCAUACAAACUGCUGGCAGUUGACGCAAUUUGGUCAUGCCUAGGUUACAGUCGACCAGCUCAGGUCCAGCCCGAGGGUAGAACAUAUCCAUCCUCCAUCCUUUCACUUGUGGAAAAAGUUCGUAAUACGCUGGGUCCCUGCAGUGGACUUUUUCUCCGGGGUCUUCUUCACCGGCGUAUUUCGAGUGGCACUGCGCAUCGUCUUCCCCGCAAGCGUCACUGGCUUAGACGGUGAACUAGAUUCAAGGCUCGAAGCCACACUCGACUCCGUCUUCGGCUUCUUGGUUUCCCCCGUCUCGACCUCCAAGGAAUGCUCCCUCUUGACUCCGGGAACCGGC